Carassius gibelio (silver crucian carp) is the source of this 1230-nucleotide messenger RNA. Its product is annotated as potassium/sodium hyperpolarization-activated cyclic nucleotide-gated channel 4-like. The transcript has 7 exons. Gene Ontology annotation, biological process: potassium ion transport; transmembrane transport. The coding region runs from base 1 to 1230 and encodes 409 amino acids. Gene Ontology annotation, cellular component: membrane. Gene Ontology annotation, molecular function: voltage-gated potassium channel activity. The record is from RefSeq and is a predicted model, not a curated record. NCBI's taxonomy places the organism in Eukaryota, Metazoa, Chordata, Actinopteri, Cypriniformes, Cyprinidae.
AUGUAUCUCCGGUGUCAGUUUUACUGGGAUCUCACCAUGCUCCUCCUGAUGGUGGGAAAUCUCAUCGUCAUCCCCGUGGGCAUCACCUUCUUCAAGGACGAGCACACGCCGCCGUGGAUCGUCUUCAACGUGGUUUCCGACACCUUCUUCCUCUUGGACCUGGUGCUGAACUUCCGCACGGGGAUCGUAAAGGAGGACAACGCGGAGAUCAUUCUGGACCCUCAGCGGAUCAAGAUCAAAUAUCUGCGCUCGUGGUUCGUGGUGGACUUCAUCUCCUCCAUCCCCGUGGACUAUAUCUUCCUCAUUGUGGAGACGCGCAUCGAUUCGGAUUUCUACAAGACGGCGCGAGCUCUGCGCAUCGUACGCUUCGCGAAGAUCCUCAGUCUGCUGCGACUUCUGCGACUCUCGCGGCUCAUACGCUACAUUCAUCAGUGGGAGGAGAUUUUCCACAUGACCUAUGACCUGGCCAGCGCAAUGGUGCGGAUCGUUAACUUGAUUGGGAUGAUGCUGUUGCUCUGUCACUGGGACGGCUGUCUGCAGUUCCUGGUGCCCAUGCUGCAGGACUUCCCCUCAGACUGCUGGGUGUCCAAGAACAAGAUGGUGAACGACACGUGGGGUCAGCAGUAUUCUUACGCUCUCUUCAAGGCCAUGAGUCACAUGCUGUGUAUUGGAUAUGGCAUGUAUCCUCCAGUCGGCAUGACGGACGUGUGGCUGACCAUCCUCAGCAUGAUCGUGGGUGCCACCUGCUACGCCAUGUUUGUGGGCCACGCCACGGCGCUGAUCCAGUCGCUGGACUCCUCGCGCAGGCAAUAUCAGGAAAAGUACAAGCAGGUGGAGCAGUACAUGUCCUUCCAUAAGCUUCCAGCAGACAUGAGGCAGCGGAUCCACGAUUACUACGAGCACAGAUACCAGGGGAAGAUGUUUGAUGAAGAGAGCAUUCUGGGAGAACUGAAUGAGCCACUGAGAGAGGAGAUCGUGAACUUCAACUGUCGGAAGCUGGUGGCGUCGAUGCCGCUGUUCGCCAACGCGGAUCCCAACUUUGUGACGUCGACGCUCACCAAACUUCGCUUCGAGGUCUUCCAACCUGGAGAUUACAUCAUACGGGAAGGAACCAUGGGGAAGAAGUCGUCCGUGACGCGCGGAGAAGAGCUGACGGGGCGCUUCGAGACGUCUGCUGAAGACGGAGCUCAUGGGAGAUUCAUGAGUGUGUGGCUGAAGCACUCGGAGUAA